AAUUGGACUGGUGAAGGCCUGUAAAAUACACUUACCUCCAGCUGCAUGUAUGCUUGGUUUUGUUGAUUUUAUCUGGUGGUUUGAAAACGUGAACAUUGGAUUUUUGGAGUAUUUGUGUUUUUUGUUGUUGUUGUUGUUGUCAUGGAUCAAAGGUGGACAAGGUUACCCUUGCCAGUAAUCUUCUUGUUGUUUUGGAGGAAUGCUGAUGGAUUUAAAGAUGGAACAUAUUCCGAUGCCCAUCAUGGGUGGGGUCUGCCUUCUGAUGCUUUCUCACCUCAUGGAGUCCAGUCUUCUGUGUCAGAGGUCCAUGUGACUGGGAUUUUGCCUGUUGAAGAAGUGGGCUCCAGUUUGUUCCCUAACAAACCCCUGAAAAGCAAGUCUAAGUUGAAUCUACUUCAGUUUGUCAAAGGUGGUUCCAGCAACUUUCAGUCAACAUCUCAUGCCCAAACUGCCUAUGAUGCAUUACGUCAGCCUCAGGAUACAGCAAGUCAGUCUGCCCUUAAGUCUCCAUCCUCCUAUGAAAGUGUAUCACUGUCCUCACCCCAAGCUGGUCCAUCUACUACUGUUCAAGGUUCUCGAAAGCAGCUUACCUCUACCUACACAGGCAGCUCUGGCACCCAGGCAGGAUCCUCAACUCCAUUUAUACUGCAGGGAAGCACUGCUUAUGUUGGAUCACCUCAGCCUCAAGAUACCGUUAGCCAGUUUGCCCCUGGGUCUCCAUCCUCGUAUCCAGGUUUAUCACUGUCCUCACCCCAAGCUGGUCCAUCUACUACUGUUCAGGGUUCUCGGAAGCAGCUUACCUCUAUCUACAGGGGCAGCUCUGGCACCCAGACAGGAUCAUCCAGCUUCAGUCUGCAGGAAAGCACUGCUUAUGGUGGAUCACAUCAGCCUCAAGAUACUGCAAGUCAGUCUGCCCCUGGGUCUCAGUCCUAUGCAAGUGUAUCACUGUCCUCACCCCAAGCUGGUCCAUCUACUACUCGGGGUUUGCAGAAGCAGUUUACCUCUGCCUACCAGGGCAGCUCAGGGGCUCCGUUUGGGGCCUCUACAGAUUUUGCCUCAAAAGGUAUGAGCCACUCUUACAGUGGUUCUGUACAGUCUAAAGGUACCACAAGUCAGUUUUCUCCUGUGUCUUCCCCAUAUGCAAGUAUUUCACUCUCCUCACCCCAAGCUGGUCCAUCAACUACUGUUCAGGGUUCUCGGAAGCAGCUUACCUCUACCUACACGGGCAGCUCUGGCACCCAGGCAGGAUCCUCAACUCCUUUUAUCCUGCAUGGAAGCACUGCUUAUGGUGCAUCACGUCAGCCUCAAGAUACAGCAAGUCAGUCUGCCCCAAAGUCUCCAUCCUCCUAUGCAAGUGUAUCACUGUCCUCACCCCAAGCUGGUCCAUCUACUACUGUUCAGGGUUCUCGGAAGCAACUUGCCUCUACCUAUAUGGGCAGCUCUGGCACCCAGACAGGAUCAUCCAGCUUCAGUCUGCAGGAAAGCACUGAUUAUGGUGCAUCACCUCAGCCUCAAGAUACCGUUAGCCAGUUUGCCCCUGGGUCACCAUCCUCAUAUCCAGGUUUUUCGCUGUCCUCACCACAAGCUGGUCCAUCUAUUGAUCCAGGUUCUGUGAAGCAGUUUAGCUUUACCUUAAUGGGCAACCCAGACACAAAGGCAGGGUCCUCAACUCCUUUUACCCUGCAGGGAAGCACUGGUUAUGGUGGAUCACCUCAGCCUCAAGAUACCGCUAGCCAGUUUGCCCCUGGGUCUCCAUCCUCGUAUCCAGGUUUAUCGCUGUCCUCACCCCAAGCUGGUCCAUCUAUUGAUCCAGGUUCUGUGAAGCAGUUUACCUUUACCUUAAUGGGCAGCCCAGACACACAGGCAGGGUCCUCAACUCCUUUUAUCCUGCAGGGAAGCACUGGUUAUGGUGGAUCACCUCAGCCUCAAGAUACCACUAGCCAGUUUGCCCCUGAGUCUCCAUCCUCAUAUCCAGGUUUAUCAUUGUCCUCACCCCAAGCUGGUCCAUCUACUGUUCUGGGAUCUCGGAAGCAACUUGCCUCUACCUAUAUGGGCAGCUCUGGCACCCAGGCAGGAUCACCCAGCUUCAGUCUGCAGGGAAGCACUGAUUAUGGUGCAUCACCUCAGCCUCAAGAUACCGUUAGCCAGUUUGCCCCUGGGUCUCCAUCCUCGUAUCCAGGUUUAUCACUGUCCUCACCCCAAGCUGGUCCAUCUACUGUUCUGGGUUCUCUGAAGCAGCUUUCCUUUACCUUCACGAGAAACCCUGGCACCCAGGCAGGGUUCUUUACUCCCUUCACCCUGCAAGGAAGUAUCACUUAUGAUGGAUCACUGCUGCCUCAAGGUAGUGCAAGUCAAUUUGCCCCUGUUUCUCCCUCAUAUCCAAGUGUAUUAACCCCAUCCCAAGGUGUUGACAGUCAGUCUACUAUUCCGGACUCUCUAAAGAAGCUUACCUCUACCUUCGCAGGCAACUCUGGCACCCAGGCAGGGUCCUCUACCCCUUUUGCUCUGCAGGGUGGCACCACUUAUGGUGGUUCAUCUCAACCUCAAGAUACCACAAGUUGGUCUGCUCCUGGACCUCAUUCCUCCUAUGCAAGUGCAUCACUGUCCUCACCCCAAGCUGGUCCAUCUACUAAUGUGCAGGGUUCUCUGAAGCGGCUGGCUUCUACCUUCGUAGGCAGCUAUGGCACCCAGGCAGGGUCCUCUACUGCUAUCCUGCAGGGAACCACUGCUUAUGGUGGAUCAUCUCAACCUCAAGAUUCCACAAGUUGGUCUGCCCCUGGACCUCAUUCCUCCUAUGCAAGUGCAUCACUGUCCUCACCCCAAGCUGGUCCAUCUACUGUUCAGGCUUCUCAGAAGCAGUUUACAUCUGCCUACCAGGGCAGCUCUGGGGCUCAGUCUGGGGCCUCUACUGGUUUUGCCUCACAGGGAAUGAGCAGCUCUUCCAGUGGUUCUGUCCAGUCUCAAGGUACCACAAGUCAGUUUGCCCCUGGGUCUCCAUCCUCCUAUCUGGGUUUAUCAUUGUCCUCACCCCAAGCUGGUCCAUCUACUAAUGUUCAGGGUUCUCUGAAGCGGCUGGCUUCUACCUUUGUAGGCAGCUCUGGCACCCAGGCAGGGUCCUCUACUGCUAUCCUACAGGGAAGCACUGCUUAUGGUGGAUCAUCUCAACCUCAAGAUGCCACAAGUCGGUCUGCCCCUGGACCUCAUUCCUCCUAUGCAAGUGUAUCACUGUCCUCACCCCAAGCUGUUGCUGGUCCUGGUACUGCUCAGAGUUCACAGAAGCAGUUUAUUUCUACCUCCACAGGCAGCUCUGGUAAACUGCUAUGAUGCAAAUGUCUUUCAGAAUUGAAACUCCAAUAAAGGUUGGAAGCUAA
Cyprinus carpio (common carp) is the source of this 3371-nucleotide messenger RNA. RefSeq lists its product as uncharacterized. The record is from RefSeq and is a predicted model, not a curated record. Lineage: Eukaryota; Metazoa; Chordata; Actinopteri; Cypriniformes; Cyprinidae.